CCUUCAUAUUGAUGUAGUUAUCCAAUCUUGAUCCAGGAUAUUAGUUGUUGUAGUUUGUUAACCUAUCCGCUAGAAGUCCCUUUAUGUGCAAGGUAAACGAGCCAGUAUGGCGGAGGGGGAAAGUGAUUUGGAAACAGACAGGCUAGAAUUGGAACUGGAGACUUUAUACAUAUACUCUAACGACAACUGUUCAGUACAAAGCAAAGAAUACUGCUCCGAGUUUUGUAAGCUGGUAGAGGUGCACACAGGGAGAUGGCAGGUGCCGCUGCCCCAGCUGAAGGUGCUGCGGACGGCUCUGACCUGCUUCACCAGAGCCACUGUUGCCUACCCCGAUGACUGUCAGCACGUCAAUUAUGCUCUCAGCAGCUUGGCUUUGAGCUUCUUUGAGCUGAUGUUGUUCUUCGGGAAAGAGGAGUUCCUAGAGGCCCCCCUGAGGGACAUAUUAGCCUCUUUUCAGGCCUGUCAUCGCCGCCUGCUGAGACACAGGAACGUGUACCUGCUGCAGGUGAGGCAGAUCAUCAAAGAUGGUGGUCCCUGGGAGAGACCCGCUCUGCAAUCCAUCCUGAAAGACACAGCCCUCACACAGACAGAAGUGGAAAAGUAUUUGAGCUCAGAGAAGCCAAUGUUCUUUGAGCUGCGUGUGCGGUACCUGCAGGCCUGUGAGCGCGUGCAGGAGGCCAUGGCCCUGGCUAAGUGCUGCCUGGAGCACCCAGAGGUGUGGAGGCACCUGUUCUUCCACCAGGCCUACCUCACAUGCCUGUGCAAGGCUUCACUACAUCAACACCUGCACGAGGAGAUGGCUGAGAUAGAUGGCAGAGACGCAGUAGAGAUAAUCUGUAAUGCAGAGAGCCAGGAGAAAGAUGAGCUGCUGCUGUCUCUGUGCAAAGCCUUCCUCAGCCAACGGCUACACAACGGAGACAUGUACUACAUCUGGGAUCUGGUGUUCUUGUGGAGCAGACUGUACCUCAGGGCCCAUCCCUCUAAGCAGGGAUUCCUGUCUGAGUGUCGCCAGCUGAUGCUCUCCGCCAUCAACGCCAGCGCCAUCUUCCCCUUCAUCAAAGUCAUCACAGCAGAGAUGGGUAGUGAGGGAGUGCCAUUGUGUGUGGAGCUUUGUGCUACAGCGUUACAGACAGACCUCCAGUCUGACCCUGUAACACGCUGUCUACUGUGUAAGACCAUGGCCUUCCUGCUCCCCAGGGACCUGGAGGUAUGUCGCCUCUGUGCCUUGCUGGUGUUCUGUCUGGAACGUAGCAUGGAGGCCUACAAGACCAUGUAUCUGCUCUACACAUACCCCGAUGAGGAGCCACACCCCCAGCACACCCAUGUCAGAACCAACAUCCGCUUCUAUAUCCUACAGGUGCUGAAGGAAGGUCUGUUCUUUGACCCAGAGUUCUGGAAUCUGCUGACCCUGAGAACCCACUGUCUGGAGCUGAUGACUGACAAGGCCACGAGGGAUGCUCUAAAUGAGCUGAAGGAGGAAGAGGAGUUGGAAGAGGUGGAGGAGGAGUGGAUACCAAGCUACUGGAUGGAGGAGGAGACAUGCAGAAUACACACAGAUGCCUCCCACCUCCACCCACACACUAACACAGCACUAGAGAGCUCUGACACUGUAGGUCAGGAACCCGAAGAGGUAUUGAAUGGGGAUGCUCCUGAGUCACAGACAGAGGACUUCCCUGUGAGGAGGAGGAGGAGGAAGAGGAGGUGGAGGAGAAGAAAGUGUAGGUCAGAUAUUGAGUAUGCUGACGACCCAGACAUUAAGUACUCCCUCAUUCACAAUCUCAGUUCUGAAAGCUCCACCAAGCUACCGGCCAAUCGGCAGAGAGAAUACCUGGCAAGACAUGUGAAGAACAAGAUCCUGAAGAGACGCAGCAGGAAACCAAGAUGGCUGCUCCUGGAGAUGACCAGACAGACGGAGAACAUAUCCCCAGGGGGAAUGAGGGAGAAGCGACGGGAGGGAAUGAGAGGAGAGGAUAAGAGACAGGGAGGGGAGGGGAAAGAGAGGGGGCAUGAAAAGGAAAAUAAGAGAGAGAUGAGGCAGGGAAUGGAGAGUAAGAGACCUUACCGUCGGACUAUAUUUGGCAUGGAGCUGUCCUUCCCUGAAAAUGAAGUGCCUGUUGACCGGGAAGUGGUAGAGAGUCAUCUAGAACCCAGUGUUCGUAUUAAACAACAGCACAGUGAGUCUGAGAAAUAUGUUAACAUGGGACUGCCUAAUGGUGUAUAUGGUGAGAGACCGUUUAAGUAUAAACCAGAGUCAGACGUGGAGACUUCGGCGGUGGAGACUUCGGCGGUGGAAACUUCGGCGGUGGGGACUUCGGCGGUGGGGACUUCGGCGGUGGGGACUUCGGCGGUGGGGACUUCGGCGGUGGAGACUUUGGCGGUGGAGACUUCGGCGGUGGAGACUUCGGGGGUGGAGACUUCUGCGGUGGAGACUUUAAAAGUGGAAACUUUUGAAGUGGAGCCUUCAGAGGUAGACCCUUCAGAUGCAAAGCCUUUAGACUCCAAACGUUCAGUAGUAGAGCCUUCUGACAUAGAGCCUUUAGAAGUAGAGCCUUCAGACGUGAAGGUUUUAGAAGGUCCCAGUGAGCAGACUGACCCAGAGUUGGAUGGUCCAGCCUUGGAGAUGGAGGAGUGUCCACUGAAACUGUUCCACAUCUACGCCAAACUUUCCAAAGGGACAGCUGCUAAGGAACUACUUUCUAGAGAAAGUGAAUUCACAGUGACAGAGGCGGGACCAGACUCAAACACUCAGGGUGAACAGACCAAGCCAGGCAAGGCUCCAGUACGCUCCAAACACCUGCGCUUCCACUGCAGCCACUGCCAGAAACUCUUCAAGGGAGGCAACGUGGUGAGACACACCCUGGCCCACCUGAAGCUGAGAAAGACCAGGCUCAGCUGUGUCUUUUGCGGCAAACACUUCCAAAGGUACAACCGCGCCAGGGAACACGUUCUAGAGCACAUAGAGGAACUGAGAACUUCCACAGCCAACAUUAAGGUCAAACCCACUGUCAAUGGGGAGACAUAUCCCUCAAAGAAUAUUAAUCAAGCUUCAGAGAACGAAGCGAAACCUGUUGAGAACGUGACUGAGCCCUCGACUUCGACGGACCAGCCUCCUAAACCCAAACGUGUUAAAGCCAAGCCGGUGGUGAGCAAGCAGAGUAGAAUCAUCCAGAACCUGAGAAACCUGAUCAGAAAGACCCAGAACCAGAAGUGUAAAAUGGACAUGGACAACCUGAAGUCUGUGGAAGUGACUGAUGAACAGGUGACUGUGAAAGACAAAGUGGUGAUUGUGAGAGAGGUGGUGCCUGGGAAGGAGACAGAGGGAGGAGAGGACAAGGAGAGCGAGGGAGGAGAGGAGGAGGGGAAGCAGAAGCAGUACCACCUGUGUCCUUCAGAGGGCUGUGACAGCAUCUUUAUGAAGAUUGGCCCAUCGCUGCUGAGACACGCUGUCACCUACCACAUGGAGGACGCAGCCGUCCUGGACAAGACCUUCCAGUGGGGGAAGGGGAAGUGCCAGAUCUGCCAGAGGCUCUUGUUGGUGAUUGAGCACUACAGAGACCACAUGAAGCUCCACGAUGCUCCUCUAAAACAUGCGUGUCUCCACACGAACUGUGACCAACGCUUCAAGACUGCCCAGGAGCUCAAAGACCACAUAGACACCCACCGCCCUCUCCAGGCCCCCUGUGGGUACUCCGGCUGUAGGGAGAUCUUCUUUACCCUCCCCUCUCUCCACGACCACGAGUGGAGGCACUAUACCCAGCCCCAGUCUAAAGACGAGCUGGAGCAGGGCGCUACCACAGAGCUGAGCCCUGAGGGCGAGGCCCCCUGGAAACAGAGGGCGAAGAGCCAGGAUGUGACAGUGCACGGGUGGAGGGGGCAGAGGGAAACGCCUACUCCCAAAAGCAGGCGCUCUGAUCCGCAUGAGAAGUGCCUUCACUGUAACAGGUACCUGUGGAACCACCAGCACUUCCUAGAACACAUGAAGAUCCAUGAUGCUCCUCUGAAACAGGUGUGUCUCCACCUGAACUGUGGCCAGCGCUUCUACAGAACCCACUUACUCUGGGAGCACAUGGAUACGCACCUGCCUCUCCAAGCCCCCUGUGGGUACUCCGGCUGUGGGCUGAUCUUCUCCCGUCUCCCCUCUCUCCACGACCAUGAGUGGAGGCAUUACAUCCAGGGCCAGCCUAAUGACGAGCUGACAGAGGAGCAGAGCGCAUCCAAAGAGGAGGGGCAGACUCCGGAGUCAGACACCAACGGUAACGACUAUGACGGCCCAAUGGAGACUCCAGGCACUGUUCAAGGUGCUGUCACCACACCUCCCAAUCAUUGCACACUGAAACUCAUCAACGGCCAUGAUGAAAAGGAUAAGAAAGACAAAGCCCCCGAGACAGCCGUCCCUGCCACCACUACCACCUCUCCCACACCCCCAUCCCAAACCACCACAUCCACACACCCCCAUCCCAGAAUCCUCCAAAACAUCACUGAGCCUAUGACCAUGAGGGACGUGGACAAUAUCGUCAGUUUGGCUCAGGUGGUGCCUGGCGGAGAGGAACCGGUUAUCGCGGAACACAAGACCUUCAAACAAGAGGAUCCUUCCUACCUAACACUGGCCAAAGCUCCCCUCAUCCGCCCGCCCCCCUCCACAUACCUGACCGAGGCAGCCCUCAGCAUGCGCAAGCGCAGGAAGCCCAGUGAGGUCACUUCCUGCGGGCCUGGCAAAAAGAGUAAGGCUGCGGUAAAGAGGAGUGUGGUGGGGAAGAAGGAGGUGGUGGCUGAGAAGGAGGCCCCUCAAAGACAGCGCUGCUCCAAGUGUUUCUCCUCCUUCACUAGCACCGAGGAACUGGAGAAACAUCUCUCCCAAAAUACCUGCUCCUCCCUCUUCAGCUUCGACUCCGAUGACGACAGUGAGUAGCGUUAGUGGUGAAGGGGAGUGAAAUGCUCUUCAUGUUCAAGCACGACAGAGACCAUAUGAAGCGCCACAAUGCUCCUAUCAGACAGGUGUCUCCACUUCUGUGCUAUAUCUGUACUCUCUGAACUGGGCCUAAUACAGGCACUACUAGCACAGUCGGCUCAGAGCUGUAGGGCCAGACUCUUGUGGCCUGAAGUUUGCCGGGCACUAAAAGUACAACACACACAACCCUCUGGAAUCAGUGUUACUGCUACACUUCCCUGUACAUACAUGUGGACCGAACAGUACUGCCUUUGUCAUUACACUUCUUUGUUCAAUUCUUAUUUUCUUUAAAAUCAAUAUGAAGAAUCACACAGUAGGUAUGGUGCUUCAAAAGUCAUUCUAAUUGGAUUGUUAGGCAUAAGUUUUAGUUGGCACAUAAAAUACUGAACUAAAAUAUAGAUUUUAACUGAUUUUGUUCUGACAAAUUAAACUGUUUCACAAUGUAUUAGAAAUGGAUCAUCUAUGCAUUUAAUUUAAAUAUUUUGUAAAAGUGAUUCCAAAAUUCAUUUGAGAAUAAAAAUCACUGUUGAAGAGCCCAUAAUGGGAUGAAUAUGGUGAUGUGCACUUACCUGCAUUAGUUGUUUAUAUGUACCAAUGUUAUAAGUUUGUACUCAAUGAAAAUAUCCUCAAUUCAACUCUAUUUUUCUUAAAGAAAAGUCACUUGUUUUCAAUAAACAAUUUACAGUAUGAACUAAA
Messenger RNA from Oncorhynchus masou masou (cherry salmon), 5644 nucleotides. RefSeq names its product zinc finger protein 654-like. The coding region runs from base 107 to 4909 and encodes 1600 amino acids. Gene Ontology annotation, biological process: regulation of transcription by RNA polymerase II. NCBI's taxonomy places the organism in Eukaryota, Metazoa, Chordata, Actinopteri, Salmoniformes, Salmonidae. Gene Ontology annotation, cellular component: nucleus. The transcript is spliced from 13 exons. The record is from RefSeq and is a predicted model, not a curated record. Gene Ontology annotation, molecular function: DNA binding; DNA-binding transcription factor activity, RNA polymerase II-specific.